Messenger RNA from Rhineura floridana, 1564 nucleotides. RefSeq names its product NIPA like domain containing 2 (gene NIPAL2). Gene Ontology annotation, cellular component: membrane. The record is from RefSeq and is a predicted model, not a curated record. Gene Ontology annotation, molecular function: magnesium ion transmembrane transporter activity. The coding region runs from base 412 to 1503 and encodes 363 amino acids. The transcript is spliced from 11 exons. Lineage: Eukaryota; Metazoa; Chordata; Lepidosauria; Squamata; Rhineuridae. Gene Ontology annotation, biological process: magnesium ion transport.
GUGGGUGGGGCAGGGCUACCGAAAGCACACAAGCCGCUAUCAAAUCUACUCCUGCGCUGCUGCAGAAUUCUUCACGUCUUUUUGCAUUUUUUUUCUUUCAUCCUCAUGUAAAAAAGAAUAAAGCAAGCAAACGAAUAACCUCAUCGCCCCAAUCAUAGCAGCGGCUCUUUCUUUUUUCAAGAACUCUUUAAGCACCUGCGAACUUCCGGCCGCAGAAAACAGUGGCCUCUUGUCCCAGAAUAAACAUCCCUUUCUUUCUCCUCCCAAACAAUCCCAGACCAGGAAGUGGCAGGAAAGUCUGAAAUCCGGUUCCCCUCGCUCCGAUUGCUCAUGGCGUUGCUUGGGGUGACCACAUUGGCCGAGGAGCGCAGCUGAAGACCCCAGAGAGGGUUCCAAAGGGUCGCCUUGACAAUGGCGAAGCCUCGCUUAGUCCAAAAUGCCCCCUUUGGGGGCAAAGAGAUCAGCAGUGGGUUUCUUUCCAGUGGGUGGUACUACGCAAAUCAGACUUUGCUCUUAGGCAUCUUGUUGGCAAUCAUAGGAAACAUUCUCAUUAGCAUCUCUUUGAAUCUGCAGAAAUGGUCUCAUCUUCGACUCAUGCGCCAAGCCAAUCAGAAACCCUUUUAUAGAAGCAAGCUUUGGUGGUGCGGCAUUAUACUUAUGGGGACUGGAGAAAUGGGAAAUUUUGCUGCCUAUGGAUUUGCUUCCAUCAUGGUCAUUGCUCCUCUAGGAAAUGUGGCUGUCAUAGGUAGUGCAGUUAUAUCUGUCUUAUUCCUAAAAGAGAACAUUAGGUCUGAAGGCAUACUAGGUGGCACUGUGACAAUUGCAGGAAUAUUUUUGUUGGUGACAUUUGCUCCAAGCGUUACCCAGGAACUCACAACAAGAAAGAUACAGAAUGAUUUAGUUAGCUGGCAGUUCUUGAUUUAUGUGGUCGUAGCAGUAAUAACAUUCUGCAUUCUUCUGUAUUUCCAUAAAAGAAGGAAAGUGAAUCACAUUGUGGUUUUGUUAACAAUGGUAGCACUCCUAGCAUCUCUGAAUGUCAUUUCAGUGAAAGCUGUGGCAACCAUGAUUGCACUUUCCGUGAGGAGCAACAUGCAACUAACCUACCCUGUUUUUUACAUCAUGCUAAUUCUGAUGGUACUAACAUGUGUUUUCCAAGUCAAGUUCUUGAACCAAGCAAUGAAGCUCUAUAGUGAGGCCGAAGUCAUCCCAAUGAACUACGUAUUCUUCACCAUUAGUGCUGUCGUGGCAGGGGCCAUAUUUUAUCAGGAAUUCCAAGAUGCCAGUUUGCUGAGUGGUUUCAUGUUUCUCUUUGGGUGUUUUCUGUCAUUUGUUGGAGUCUUUAUAAUCACUCGGAAAAGAGGCAAGGAAUGUUUGACAAGCUUUUAUAUAGACUAUGGACACAUUCCUGGGAAGAAGAUGAGGAGCAAAAUACAGCCAGAUUCAAACAACUUAUCCUACGGCUCUUUAUGUUAUGAAGGUGACUCUGUAAAGGCUCAAAGCUAAGAGCAUCUUAAAUUCCAGUUAACAAGAGAACCUUCAUAUUCGACACCACCCUUUUAUCACA